AACCGCAACAACGAGUACACAUAUAAUUUAAUUUUAGAAUUUUUAUUAUUUCAAAGUACAAAUCAUACACGUAUAAAACCUACAAUUUUAUAUCUAAUUUUUAAUGUAUAAGAAGUAGUUAAUCCUAAUACUUUCUAUAAAGAUUAUUUACUCAUACGUUCAAAUUCCAUAUAAUGCAUGUUUAAAACGUACAAUCCUGCAAAUAAUCAGUAGCGGCCAUAUAGUACCUACUAAAAUGAUGUUGGCUAUUACACUUUUAUGUUUGGGUACAAUAGCAAGUUUACAGUCCGAAUUUCCUCCUUCUAAUAUAGCUUAUCCUGACAUAUUAUUUGGUUCAAAAACUCCUUACUUCGUAGCACAAGGAGACGAUUUAAACAAACUUCAAGAUCACGAAAUCAUUCAAAUAUUUGGAAUAUUUCGUCAUGGAACUAGAAAUCCUUCAGAAGACGAUAACAAUGAUAUGAAAGUAUUAAAUAAUAUAAAAAAAAAUAUAGGAUCAAAAGCUAAAAUUAGUUCAAAUGAUAGGCAAGCAAUUAAAAAUUGGGUAAAUUUAGCUGAGAAAAAUAAAAAUUUAAUUGACCAAGGAAAGAUUGAUAUGGAACACUUAGCGACAAGACUACGCAAUAAUUUCCCAAGUAUUUUUACAAAUAAAUUCAACUCUGCAAUACACAAAGUUCUAUCAUCAAAUGAGGAACGUGCAAAAGAUAGCGCCGUAUAUUUUUUACAAAAUGCUUUUCCUGAUACGAAAAUUAAAAAAAAAAAUGUACCAGCAUGGGAAGAUAAUGAUGUUACAUUAAAUAUUGACAAAUUAAGAGAAAAACUUAGACAAAAUAAAAAUAAAAAUAAUCCUGAUAGUGAAGUCAAUAAAUUUCUAAAUGGUGAUAAAAUGAAAAAAACAAUUAUAAACGUUACAGAAUUAUUAAAUUAUAAUUCAACAUUUAACUAUAAGGAUGUAAAAGCAAUGUACGAAGCAUGUAGACAUGAUUAUACACGCAAUAUAGAAAUGUCUAUGAAUUCAAAACCUGCAUGGUGUAGAGUAUUUACAAAAGAUGAUUUACUGAAUUUAGAAUACUUAGAUGAUCUUAUUUGGAAUGAGAAGUUUGGAUACAAUAGUCAUUAUGGUGACAAAUUAGGUUGUCCUUUAAUAAUGCGAAUUAAGAUGAGUUUCGAAGCUGCAAUAUCAAAUCCAACUGUCAAAGCUGUAUUAAACUUUGGACACAGAUCAAAUCUUUUUCCAACUUUUACUAUGUUAGGUCUAGCGUAUGAUGAAACGCGUCUUUCUGCUGAUAACAUGGAUAAUAUGUCUAAUAGACGUUGGAGAACUUCAUUUUUAAAUCCCUUUUCUGCAAAUACCAUAUUAAUUUUAUCCAAAUUCAAUAAUAAAUUCUACGUGUCAGUGUUUGUCAAUGAAAAUAUAGUUGAUUUGACAAUAGAAAAUAAUAAAACGUGCGAAAUUUGUGAAUGGUCUCAAUUCGAAAAAAAACUCAACAAUUUUAUAUUAAAACAUAACAGUAAUAAUCAUGAAAACAAUGGUUGUAAUUUUGGUUUCAAUAUAACACUUCCUUAGAAUAAUAUCAUUAAAAGUAAAUUAUUUUAUUUUUUAUUUGAGAAUUAAACUAAACAACUUAGCACAAUAUAAUUGAACCCUAGUUCGAAUACCAAGACCGAUGCGUUUCUAACUGAGUUACAUUGAUAAUGUUAUUUAAGCAAUAAUAAUAAUAUACUUAAGUACUAAUUAUUUUUAUUAAAUAAUUUAUGAAUUUUGUAUAGUUUUUCUUUUGUAAAAUUUAAUAAUAUAUAAAAUAAUAUAAAUGUUUUGAUAAAUAAAGUUCUAAUAUCUUUCAUGUAA
Molecule: messenger RNA, 1849 nt
Organism: Daktulosphaira vitifoliae (grape phylloxera)
Lineage: Eukaryota; Metazoa; Arthropoda; Insecta; Hemiptera; Phylloxeridae
Product: multiple inositol polyphosphate phosphatase 1-like
Exons: 10
Coding region: 236-1567 (443 amino acids)
Molecular function (GO): acid phosphatase activity; inositol phosphate phosphatase activity
Source: RefSeq, a predicted model, not a curated record